ACCUUUUCCUCUUUCCAACACCACCAAAGCAUGGCGUCCAAAAUCUUCUGUUGCUGUUACAAGGCCAAUGAUACAACUAACAACAAUGCCAGCCACCCGUCUACAACAGUGACCCAACAGAAUCAACCAGUGUGGGGCAGUUGCUUCAUGCCACCAAACAGAAGACCUCCUCAGGUUGAAGAAGCUCCAAAAAUCCCCCGGGAUAUGAACGUAAAUGCUCAUCAAAGGGCUAUUCAAAGGAGAUACUCAUUCAUCUCCCCAGAACACUGUUCGCUAUUUAGCCUUCAGAGACCCUGAGGGUUCUAGAGGCAGCAGACCAGGAUAUCUGAGCUGCACAGCUGCUGGAGGGUCUCCAUGAGGAUGAAGAAGGCAGUGGACAGGAGUCAUGAAGACCGAUUCCGAAACUCCACCGCAAGGAGGGAAGAGGUCUGAGCCAUCCCUGUGCCACCAAGCGUGAGUCACACCAGCUCCUGACAGCCACGGAGGGAGUGCUGCCUGCAAUUAAAGUCCUUGUUUGCAUCAGA
Mus musculus (house mouse) is the source of this 524-nucleotide messenger RNA. It is a transcript of the gene Tex53, whose product is annotated as testis expressed 53. The coding region runs from base 31 to 297 and encodes 88 amino acids. The record is from RefSeq and is marked validated. The transcript is spliced from 2 exons. NCBI's taxonomy places the organism in Eukaryota, Metazoa, Chordata, Mammalia, Rodentia, Muridae.